Molecule: messenger RNA, 591 nt
Organism: Mesorhabditis belari
Lineage: Eukaryota; Metazoa; Nematoda; Chromadorea; Rhabditida; Rhabditidae
Source: the annotation of a GenBank genome assembly
AUGGGUUCGUUGACUAGAUCAGCUGCGUCGGUCAAAACGGUGGUUGGCCGAUCGUCAAAAGCAAUUGCACCGCUCUCUAUCACAUCGAGCCUUGGUUCCCCGGAUGCGGCAAUUGACCACAAGACCAUAGACUCGCUUCAAUUGGCGACCGAGAAGGCCUCUCGCACUGGACUUUUUGUUAGCGGUCUCGCCGUUAAGGGAGUCAAUGUUACCUCACGUCGUCAUGCUUCGACUUAUGAUGUUCCAUAUCCAAAUUUUGAUGAGUGUCGUCGUAAGUCAACUCUUGACGCGAAAGUAGCUUCCAGGGAUACGGAACCCGAGAGAGUGGCUUUCACUCGUGCUGUUAAAGGCGUUGCAUUUGGAUCAUUUGGUCUAUGGGGUGCAAAAGAAGGAGUUCAGCUACUUCUUUAUUCUAAAAGUAUGUCAAUGGCGACUCGUGCUUUGGCUGCGAUCGAAAUUAGCAUGAAUGACAUUCCCGAAGGGACAACAAAAACCUACGAAUGGCGCACGCGUCCAGUUUUUGUUCGGCACAGAACCAAGGCUGAAAUUGAUCGUGAGAAGGCUGUUGUUGUUUCUGAAUUGAGGGGAUCC